AUGUACGUAUCGGCAAGGGGUUUCCAGGGUAUGUACAUAUGCACCAACAGCGAUAUUCUACCGAGAGCUGACUUCAUUGCUGAACUUCUCCUCUUCAAAACCAAACAGCUCUUCCUCAUGCUUAUUGUCGCAUUGCCUGCGCGCGACUGGGCGCCAUGGGCCAAUCCGUUUCCAGCGUCAUUCAAGAGGCGAGAGGCAGAGGAUGUCCUGAAUACCUUGGUUGCUGUUGCUGAGGAUAAGGCGCGCAUCCAUCAACGCAAAGUCGCCAGGUCUUCCGUGGAUGCUGAAAUUUUGCCUGUGGAGAAGAUUGUUGGGAAGCUGCAUAUGGUGCACUGCGGUGUCAAGAAAGACCCUACGUCCAUCAAGCAAGUUCUGAGGGAGUGUUUGCAGAGUCGAGUCCGAGAAGACAUGGUGAGUUCGCCCUGGAGGAAAAAUCGAUGGCUUGACCGGAACGUCACUGAUGGGAGAACGAGUAGCGAGCUGAUCAGCUACGCAGUGGUAUUGGGCAACACCGAUGCCUUAUGGCUGACUUCCACAGGCCGGCUCGACUGCUACUUUUUCUACUACCGAUUUGGGUCCACCACUAUUACGAGCGUUGCAGAGGACUGCCUGAUCACCUCACUAGUCUUCUCGUCAGUCGACUCCUCGAGACUCCACGCCAACGAUAUCCGUAGACUGGUGGAAUCCGCCUAUUCUGCACCGCUUCCGAACGAGCAGUACGAGACCUCGAGACACCGAACGAAGAUGAUCGAAAGACAAAUUCUCAGUGCUCUGAACAACGCACCACGACACAGAUCUGCCCCCAAAGUCCUCGCUCCAAAUGCCGAAGUUCUAAAAUCGGCUACAAGCUGUUUCGGGCGGAAGAGCGUAGAAUUUGCAAUGUCACGGCAUAUCGUCUCCAAUUUUCGACAAGAGAAGCGGACGACAGCAUUGCAAAUCAGGGACAAUCGAAAGCCGAAGCAGAGCCAUUGUCUCAUUGUCGGUCUCAGACACGCACACCUUGUAUCAUUGCUCGGGAAUGAGGAGCACCAGGAGAUCGCAGGGGAUGCUGGUCGAACGCGAACAAGCCACAGUCGCGUGUCCUCGCCAUCCACAGCUUUUCUCAUACGUAGUAAUGCCAUGGCUGUAUUGACACCAGAAGGCACGCCAUCACCAGCAGAACGAGCGGAUGAUACUCCCGCGAAUGACGAUGUCCGACACACAACGGAGUCAGAAGCGCUCCCCGAGUCCGACCGAUUGACAAUCACAUUUAAAGACAUGCAAGGCUACGAGCUGGUAUUCAAAUUGAAGGGUACGACCAAGAUGGGGAGAGUGCUGAUACGACUGUCGGCAUAUUACGCACAGGUCCAGCGAGAGAAAGGCUGUCUGAGGUUUUUGGCUCAUGGUGUAAGAGUCCUGAAUGAUAUGACGCCGCAAGAUACCGUGUUGGCGCUUCUAGAUGGAGACGAGAUCGAUGUUUUCGAGCAAACCCUCGGAGGUCGUAGUGACUUGGAUUGAAUAUUGACCAGGACGACAAUCGUGACUACUCUGAUUGUGAGCUAUCGGACUCAGAGCCCUCAUAGUCACUAUCACCCUCUGUAGCCAUGCCAAGAUAUUUGUCGACUUGCUCAAUCCACACCUCUUCCUCUGUCCCCUUUGAAGUCUUGAGCGUGCUUCCGUCUUCAUCAAUCGAAGACGUUACCACUUCCUGUACUUCCGCCCAAAGCUCGUUAACGCCAAUGCGAUCUUGGGGAAAUUGAUUCAAGCACCUCUCGACCAGCUCACACAUCUUCUCCGGGAAGUGUUCCCUUGCUUUGGCAGGCUUGAGUACGGCACCAUGGCUAGACUGACCAGGCGCAAACUUGAGCUGCGCAGAUUCUGUCUCGAACAGCACCCCAGCCAUGAGCUCAUCUUCUUCCUGAAGCAUUGCGUAUCUCAUAAUGCGGCCCACAGACCACACGUCGCUCGCAUUGGUAAUCGGAAAUUUGUAUUGAUCUGGAUUCCAACCCUCGUGAUCGUACAUUUCUGAUCGGACUCGAAAGUUCUUUCUGCUGUAUGUAUGCGAUUC
Molecule: messenger RNA, 2047 nt
Organism: Pseudocercospora fijiensis CIRAD86
Lineage: Eukaryota; Fungi; Ascomycota; Dothideomycetes; Mycosphaerellales; Mycosphaerellaceae
Exons: 14
Coding region: 1-1497 (498 amino acids)
Source: RefSeq, a predicted model, not a curated record